AUGUCGUUUUAUAAAAUAACCCACUCGGGUUUCAGGUGGACGCCAAAAUUGAGCUAACCUUUUUUUUGUUCUUACGCGUGCUGCACGCAUCUCGAUUAAUUUUAAAUAUAUGCUACCUCCAUCAGUGUUUGUUCGUAUUGAAAAUUGAAGUGAGACCUCGUAAUACUCAAUUGAGCUAAAUCUGUUGAUGGAGAAUUGUGGAAAGAGGACUAUAGUUUCAGAUGAUGCAACAGGUUGUUCCAAGAGAGUUGCAGUGAUUGGUGCUGGCGUCAGUGGGUUAGCUGCAGCAUACAAGUUGAAAAUUCAUGGGUUGAAUGUCACUGUAUUCGAAGCGAAAGGGAAAGCUGGUGGGAAGUUACAAAGUGUGAGCCAAAAUGGCUUGGUAUGGGAUGAAGGCGCUAAUACUAUGACUGAAAGUGAAGGUGAUGUCACGUUUUUGCUUGAUUCUCUUGGACUACGAGAUAAGCAGCAAUUUCCACUUUCACAGAACAAGCGCUACAUUGCCAGAAAUGGUACUCCUGUACUGAUACCUUCAAAUCCAAUUGACCUGAUCAAAAGCAACUUCCUUUCCACUGGAUCAAAGCUUAAGAUGCUUUUGGAGCCAUUUUUAUGGAAGAAUAACAAGCUCGCAAAGGUGUCUGACAAACACGAAAGUGUCGGUGGAUUCUUUGAGCGUCAUUUUGGAAAGGAGGUUGUUGACUAUCUAAUUGACCCUUUUGUUGCUGGAACAUGUGGUGGUGAUCCUGACUCGCUUUCAAUGCACCAUUCAUUUCCAGAGUUGUGGAAUUUAGAGAAAAGGUUUGGUUCAGUCAUAGUUGGGGCAAUUCGAUCUAAGUUAUCACCUAAAAAGGAAAAGAAACAAGGACCACCCAAGUCUUCAGUUAAUAAGAAGCGCCAGCGGGGAUCCUUUUCGUUUUUGGGUGGAAUGCAAACACUUACUGACGCAAUAUGCAAAGAUCUCAAAGAAGAUGAACUUAGGCUAAAUUCUAGAGUUCUGGAAUUAUCUUGUAGCUGUAGUGGGGACUCGGCGAUGGAUAGCUGGUCAAUUUUUUCUGCCUCACCGCACAAACGGCAAGCAGAAGAAGAAUCAUUUGAUGCUGUAAUUAUGACGGCCCCUCUCUGUGACAUUAAGAGUAUGAAGAUUUCUAAGAGAGGAAAUCCAUUUCUGCUCAACUUUAUUCCUGAGGUUGAUUAUGUACCAGUAUCUGUUGUUAUAACCACAUUUAAGAGGGAAAAUGUAAAGCAUCCCCUUGAGGGCUUUGGAGUUCUUGUACCCUCCAAAGAGCAAAAACAUGGUCUGAAGACACUAGGCACCCUCUUCUCUUCUAUGAUGUUUCCAGAUCGGGCACCCAGCAAUGUCUAUCUCUAUACUACAUUUGUUGGUGGAAGCCGAAAUAGAGAACUCGCAAAAGCCUCGAGGACUGAGCUGAAAGAUAUAGUAACUUCCGACCUAAAGCAGUUGUUGGGUGCUGAGGGAGAGCCAACAUAUGUGAAUCAUGUAUACUGGAGUAAAGCAUUUCCGUUGUAUGGGCAUAACUACGAUUCAGUUCUAGACGCAAUUGACAAAAUGGAGAAAAACCUUCCUGGAUUAUUCUAUGCAGGUAACCACAAGGGGGGAUUGUCAGUUGGCAAAGCAUUAUCUUCUGGAUGCAAUGCAGCAGAUCUUGUUAUAUCAUAUCUCGAAUCCAUGACAACCGACACCAAAAACCAUUGAGAGUACAAGUUCCCUGUUGUCAAGUUUGUGGUGCUGAUUGCUAAUUCCAUCUCAAUCCGAGUUUUUUAGUCCACAAAUCGUUUAACUUCAUGGCGUGAGGAGCAACUUUAACGCGCAGCCAGUGACACAGCUCAAACACAGAACUGUUCAAAAGGGAGUUGCAUUUCUGGAAAAUGAACUCUGCACGUGUUCAAUUUACAUACCUGUUAUAUCAGCUGUUCGUGUCACUAAUAGACGUUGGUCAAUCUUUAGCACACAUUCCCCCUCGCGAGCUGCUUUCUUAACUGUUCAACAAGCUUUACAUUUUCAGUCAUCUUCUUUCAAAAUUUAAUCCUUAUUCCAUUUUGUUUUUGUAUCUGUUGUUUUUGUUUCACUCUCUAGUUACUAUUCAAAUGCUAAAUAGCAAAACAAACUAUAGUUGAUUGUCACCAAGGAAAUGGA
This is a messenger RNA of Capsicum annuum, 2155 nucleotides long. Its product is annotated as protoporphyrinogen oxidase, mitochondrial. The coding region runs from base 188 to 1714 and encodes 508 amino acids. The record is from RefSeq and is a predicted model, not a curated record. Gene Ontology annotation, biological process: heme biosynthetic process. Lineage: Eukaryota; Viridiplantae; Streptophyta; Magnoliopsida; Solanales; Solanaceae. Gene Ontology annotation, cellular component: mitochondrial inner membrane. Gene Ontology annotation, molecular function: protoporphyrinogen oxidase activity, oxygen as acceptor. The transcript has 18 exons.